Plectropomus leopardus (leopard coralgrouper) is the source of this 8798-nucleotide messenger RNA. It is a transcript of the gene dido1, whose product is annotated as death inducer-obliterator 1. Gene Ontology annotation, biological process: apoptotic signaling pathway; DNA-templated transcription. Lineage: Eukaryota; Metazoa; Chordata; Actinopteri; Perciformes; Serranidae. The record is from RefSeq and is a predicted model, not a curated record. Gene Ontology annotation, cellular component: nucleus.
UUAGCUAGCUCCAGCGGGAAUGGAAAAUGGAGGACUGACCGAACAGCGAGGGCAAAUCAUCGGUAUUUCUAGCGUGUAGGCAGACCCUUUCACCUUGUACUAAGACCGAUGAUUACUGGUGCGAGGCCUUUGUUUUGUUUGAAGAACAACUCUUAAGUCAUCGCUGCUGAACCACAGACAUUCUGUUUGAAAGUAGUGAUUGACUCCAUCAUCUAUGGAGGAGAAUGUGAGCCCUGAGCUCUCUCUAGCUCCUGAGCCAGAGCAGAGCCAGGACUGCAUGGAUAGCUGCUCUCAAGGUUCUGGAGAAGCGGAUACAGAGCAGAAAGAAGAUUUUCAAACUGAAAGCGAGAAUGUGGCUAAAGAGACACUAGAGGAGCCAGAUAAAUCUUCAAGGGCUUACAGUGAAGUGAAAAAGACUUGGGCCUUCAGACGGUCCACUGUUGCAAAGAGAGAGAUGCCAGUGGAGGCAGCGACCGACGGUUCUGAUAACCGCUUUCCUGUGCGUCGUAGUGGCAGGCAGUCUAAGCGUACUGACAAACUAGAGGAAUUCCUCUUGACUGCCAAAAGAGGGUUAAGAAAGAGCGCCCCGCCAAGUGUGGAAAGUGGUGAUCCUCCUUCUCAAACCCCAACUGAUGCAGAGACUGCCUCAGAGGCCAGCUUUGAUGGUAACGCCGACUCCAAGGCUGUAGAGGACAAGGAAGAGUCCCCAGAGAGGAGGACGAGAAGUGGAGUGAGGAAGCUGACUGGAAGGAGAGGUCGAGGCGGCAGACUGACUCGAGGACGCGGUGGAGUGACGGUCAAAGAUGAGGGAAGCUCCGAGAAUGAGGAGGACACCGAAGAUGCUGCCAAGAAGGACCAGGUACCAGAUAAAGAGGAGGAGAAAAAAGAUGGAAAGAGUGACCCCAGUCCUAAAGAUGUAGCAAGCAGUAAUACAGCGCAGCCUCAGCCAGAGCAGAACUCUGAGAACAAAGAGGCUGUCGAGGAGAAAAACCAGCACAGAGAUGAAAAUGUCAAAGCAGAAAAGGAGACUCUGAAAGACAGCGACGAGGACAGCACAGACAAGCCCGCCGGAAUAACAGUAAAACGUGGACCAAUGAGAACAUACAUCAACAAAAAGAGGGCAGCCAGCAAGAACACUACGCUCGGUAAAGGUUCGGCUCCCGCCAACAAGACCUCCACUACUAACAAGAGGGAGACCAAGCCUAAAAGUGCCCAAGCUGCCGGAAUAACUCGCAUGGCCCAGACGCCAGGGGGCGAUGAUGAUGAGAAUGACUCUUCAACAUCUUCAUCGUCUUCAUCAUCAUCCCUUGAUUCUGACGAUGGAGGUUACGACCCCAACGCACUUUACUGCAUCUGUCGGCAGAAACACAACAAAAGGUUCAUGAUCUGCUGUGACCGCUGCGAGGAGUGGUUCCAUGGAGACUGUGUGGGCAUCACUGAGGCCCGUGGGCGCCUGAUGGAGAGAAAUGGGGAAGACUACAUCUGCCCCAAUUGCACCGCUAAGAAAAACCAGGUGGUCAGACCCGCCACAUCUAGCCUCUCUACAAGUCCAGAUAUCGGAAAGCCCAGAGCUCCGACCUCUGCUGCCCCUGUUUCUGCUGUGACUUCUGUUGAGAAAAUGAAUGCCAGCGGGGCAGACGCCAGUGUGUCUGCUGUUCAGGCUGUGGCAACGCCGGCAUCUUCUACCACUGGGACUGCAGGAGAGGACCAGGGCAUCAAAGGCAGGAUCGAGAAAGCUACUAAUCCAACAGGGAAGAAGAAGAUAAAGAUCUUUCAGCCGGCCUUACAGCAGCCAGCCCAAACCCAAGCCAACCAGAAAUCAACGCCAACUGUGGCAAAGAAGGCAGCACCCACAUCAGAGCAGAAAGCACUACCAGACACGGACCAGAAAGUGGCGUCAAACGUGGAGGUGAAUACAACAGUGGAGGUGCCAGUGGUCGGGCAGAAAGCUGAGGAGGACUCCUCCCUUCCCAAAUGUAUCGGGCCUGGCUGUGAGAAUAAUGCCCAGCAAGACUCUGUGUACUGUGGCAAUGACUGUAUCCUGAGACAUGCUGCUGCGGCCAUGAAGUCCAUCACUGAUGUCAAAGAUCCCAAGCAGAAGGACAAGCCCAAGGGUCAGAAAACCAAGCCUACACCAAAGAAGAGCAGUGCUGGUGGGAAGAGGACGCAGAAGAAGACUCCGGAGGAGUCGGACAGCGAGGAAGACGACAACACUGACCCAGAUGAGGACGAUGAGGAUGAGCAUGCUGAGGAACACCCACCCCCGCCGGCCACUGCAUCCUGGUCCAGCGAUCAUAAUUACAUUGCAGUAACACCAGAAAAGACUACACCCAUAUCACCAACAGUGUUAAACAAAAAGUCCCCCUCCAAAGAAGAGAAGCAGAGUGAGAAGGACCAGAAAGAGAAGGAACCAGCGCCAACUCCAGAGAAAAUCCCUCCAGCAUCCACAACACCAGUCAAAGGAAAAAAGACAUCCCCGCCUACUAAAGCCACCAAGGUUUCCAAAAGAGGCAGAAAGCCUGGUCCUCAGACCUCCAGCUCAAAGGCAUCCAAGAAUGCCAUUACACCUCAGAGUAAAACUGCAGCAAAGUCCAAGAAACCAGUUCCAAAGCCCACCCCCACCCCAUCGCCCUUUCCUCCAGGUCCGAUCCAUGUCACCGGAGCACUCCGAGUCACCAAGUCCAACUUUACCAUUCCUAAGAAGCAACCGCCACCAAAGGAUGCACCAUCCCAAAAUAAGUCACCCCAAUCCUCCAGAGUCCCAUCAUCUCCAGUUUCUUCAGCUCCACCCAGCCACUCCUCAUCCUCCAGACCUCCACAUCCAGCAGCUUCAGCGCCUCCUGUGUCCCCCGUGCCACCACCGAUCAACAACCAGAUGAGAACAAACAUCCGCCGCUCGCUAACAGACAUCAUUUACAAGAGGGUGUGUGACAGUGAUGAUCUGAAGAUGACUGAGGUUCAGGUGGCGAGGUUGUCAGUUGCCAUUGAAAAGGAAAUGUUCAACCUCUGCCUUCACACUGACAGCAAGUACAAGAACAAGUACAGGUCCCUCAUGUUCAACCUGAAAGAUCCAAAAAACAAAGGAUUGUUCUACAGGGUGGUGAGCGGUGAGGUUGGUCCCUUCAGACUGGUGAGACUAAGUACUGAAGAAUUGCAGUCCAAAGAGAUAUCUGAAUGGAAAAAGGCCGAUGCUCCUGAGGCCCAGUCUCCCAGUGCAAAGGCCCAUUUGGGGCAUCCCAGACUGGGCAACAGGCAUGACUCAAGCUCACACAGCAUGGAUAUGGAGGAUGCUCCGCCAACAUCUGAUGGAGAUGUAUGUAUCUCUGCCACCACUUCAUCUGCUCGCAUGGCUUCUGCUGCAGACCAAGAUGAGUCUUGCUCCACUCCUUCAUCGUCGACUCAGCCCUCUGCUGCAGAGGGGAACAGCGGCAGCGGCAUGCUAGACACUUUCAGUAACAUGCUCAAAGACACCACAGCUGAACAUAGGACUCAUCUCUUUGACCUCAACUGUAAAAUAUGCACAGGUCAGAAGACAGAAGAUGAGCCGGCAGCAAAGAAAGCCAAACUGACCAAGAAACCUGAAACGAGGCUUCAAAGACAAGACCUGCAGCAGCACCAAGACCCCAUGGCCUCACAACACCCGAUCCCUCCAUCCCACCAGUUAAACUUGGAGCCAGCUGUCCUAGAAUCACAACCACAGCUGGACCUCAAUAUGCUGGCACCUCCAGCUCAGACACCAGCACCCAUCACUCCCACCGUGUCCUCUGUCAGCAAUAUCCGCAGAGACCCCCGCAUGGCCAGGCACAGCUCCGGUGUGACUGUCACCUACACUACCCCAGAAAAACCCGCAAACAACUCAUCAGAACCACUUCCAGCUUCAGUUAGCGCUCCAAUGGAGGUUGUACCCAAGGCCGCGCUGCCAAUGCCCCCACCUCCACCAUCUUCAGUAGUUGCUUCCAAACCAGCGAAAACAAGUUCAUCCGAUCCUCCUCUUGAGGGUGAGACGGCCAUCUUCCUCCAUGGUCAAGAGAAGAUUUGGAAAGGAUUAAUCAACAUGCAGUCUGUGGCCAAGUUUGUGACCAAGGCUUUUCUGGUGUCAGGAUCCUUUGAACACCUGAAGGAGGAUUUGCCAGACACCAUUCACAUCGGAGGGCGGAUAUCUCCAAACACAGUGUGGGACUAUGUUGGGAAACUGAAAACCUCUCUCUCAAAGGAACUGUGCUUGAUCCGUUUCCACCCAGCAACAGAGGAAGAGGAGGUGGCAUACGUCUCGCUCUUCUGUUACUUUAGCAGCAGGAAACGAUUUGGCGUGGUGGCUAACAACAAUCGUCGUAUCAAAGACCUAUAUCUCAUCCCACUGGGCUCAAAGGACCCGUUACCCUCCAAACUCCUACCGUUUGAUGGGCCAGGACUUGAACCUGCUCGUCCCAACCUCCUCUUGGGGCUGCUGAUCUGCCAGAAGGACAAAAAGCGCGCUGGUGCUCCGUUGGAAACUGAGGAAAAACGGUCCAAGAUUCAAACCAAAGAUACUGAUGACAUUGGCCUUCCAAAGCUAUCUCCUUUAGUCAGAACUGAAAGAAGCUCACGACAGAGUCUUGAAAUCCCCCUCAGUACAACUCCUCCUGGUUCUCCUCCACCCAGCUCCUCUGAAACCUCAAGCAGCACUGUGGCCCCCUCCUCAGUCCUGUCCCUCGUGUCCUCUGCCAAAGCCACAGCCACAUCCACUACCACCGGCAAGGAGUCCCCAUCCUCAUCCAGCUCUGUUGCCUCCUCUGCAGCAACUGCCACUCCUCUUCAGACCAUCCUCAACACUCUCUUUGGGAAGAAAAAGCAUGAUUCAGAAAAUUCCAACUCUCCGUCUGAUCAGACUAUGGAACACUCCCUCCCAUCCACUACAAUGCUGGACCCCAUUGUGCAACGGUUUGCACAGAUAUCCAAGGAGAAACAGGUGGAGGAGGACGAAGAUGAUCGACCGUAUGAUCCAGAAGAAGAGUAUGACCCCAGUAGGGGCUACAAUGUGCCUAAGAAGCCUGUUGAAUUAGUAAGCAAACCUGAAAUCUCCAAGCAGCCUGAGAUGGUUGCAAAUGAAUCUGAUGAUGUGGCUUAUGACCCAGAGGAUGACUCAAUUUUUGAUGAUGUCAAACCUGUAGUAUCAAGUCAAGCUAAGGUUGCAAUUGAACCUGUAACUGGUCCUCAAAAGAUCUUGGAGAGCCUUAAACAGAUUGGGGAUCAACAAAUGUCAUCUGCAGGAACACCUGUUGCCUCAUCCACACUUCCAGACUCACUCUUAACUCAACCUACCAAAUCCCUUUUGGCAAAUACUCAGCUACUGCAGCUUGGCAAAAAAGUUGAGGAACUAGUGAAGACAUCAUCAGUUGCUCCCUUAAUCAACCAGAAGAGAGAUCCUCGACAGAGCAGGGAUCCUCGCCAGGCUGUCGCUGACCCAAAACCAACUGAUGAACCCGAGGAGCAAGAGGAGACAUCUGCUCUCUCGGUCGAUUUUACACCUUCACAACCUGUGGCUCAGGAGUCUCAGCCGUCUAAUGUAACUGAACUCCCAGACUCCUCACAAAGCCCAGAGACAUCAGUGCCUCAUGAGGAAGUGAAAAGUGAAACGCUACCCUUCAUGGAGUCAAACGAGGCGGAGGUGGCAAUUCCAUUACUAGGAGAGGAAGUGGAACCUGAUAUGGAGGUCAACUACAUGGAUGAGAAAGAAGUGAAAACUGAGGAAGCUGAGCCAAUCAAGGCUGAAACCGAGAUGGACAAGUACAGUAUUUGGCCAAAUGCUGCCAGUAUUUUAAAAGCUAGCGAGGACUCGGAGUAUGAGGAGAACAGCCAAGAUGCACCAACUACAAGUUAUUAUGACGAGCCUGCAAACACCUCCACGGUAACUUCAACAAUUCCUGUACUCACUCAGAGCACAACAAUGGUCGACACUCCCCGAUCGCAGUCCCAUCACAUGCCGCAUCACAUGUCAGCGACAGGCUUCGACAGCGAGUACAGACCUCCAGCUGAUGUUCCCCCACCAUCCAACUUCCCCCCGCCCCAUACUAUGCAGGGACAGAAUCUGAUAAUUAGGCCUCCACCGAUGUCAAUGCCACCACCCAUGCAAGGCCUUCCUCCAAUGUCAGGUCCUCCUCCUAUGCAGGGACCACCUCCGCCCAUCCAUAUUCCCCCCCCUGUACGUGGUCCUCCCCCUUUGCAGGGUGACACUAGCCAGCAAUAUGGUCCACCCCCGACUGGAUAUCCUCCGUAUCAGAACCAGUGGCCAGGUACCCAGCCUCCACCACAGCAGCAGCAGCCUCCUCCUGGACCUCCUCCCCAGGGCAUCAUGCCACUCAGAGGACCUCCACCACCAUUCCCUCCAAUAGCCCAGAGGGGCCCUGCCCCUCAAAUGUUUGAUCCCUCCGUACCCCCACAGUACAUCAGACAGCAAGGCCUCCCUCCAGGUCUCCCCCCACCCCCUACCUUUGAUGGACAAAACAGUUUACCUCCACCAAGAUUCACUAGUCCUCCACCCCCAUUUAAUUUCCCUGCAAGCAGAGGUCCUCCUCCACCUUUCACGGGGCCACCUCCUGGUCACUUUGACAACAGACUCCCUCCUCCGUCCCACUUCCCAGGACCCAGGGGUCCUCCGCCAUCUCAGUAUGGUGACCUUGCGGCACAACCCUCACUGGGAGACCAAUCUCGUGUCUCUGCAGAAACGUAUAGUAAAGACACUUCCAACACUUUCAAGCUAAAUGUUGACCAGAAUCCAAACCCUCUACAUAUUUUUAAAGACAAUCAGGGUCCCCCACCAGGUCCAGCAUAUCGGGGACCUCCACCUAACCAGUAUGAGGACAGAAGAGGCCCACCUCCCAGUGGCGAAAUGAGUGGACAGCACUUCAGUCCACAUAGCCAGUAUGGGAGCUCCAGACUACACUCGUCACCACCACAUCGAGGAUCUUUUGAUGAGCAUCGUGGUCUGCCCCCUCAGGAGAGCAGACCCCACCCUUCUCAGCGUUUUGGAGGAUCAGAGCGUUACCUCUUAGAUAGACACUCUGAUGAGGCGAGACCUGUUCGCCACAGCGGGCCACUUCUGCCAACUCCUUCAGAGGCUCCCAUAGGCGCUCCAAGUCGCCUGGGUGCCCACAGCCCAGAUUUGCACCGGGACGACCCCUGGCGCCGCCAUUCUCCUGAAAUGAGGAGGAGGAGCACCACCACCCGAGAGGACUCAGAGCCCCGCAUCGGAGAACGCCUGAGUCGCUUUGAAGUCGGGCACAGAGAACCUGCUCUUGGUCCAGCACAACCCUCUGAAGAAAGACAGAGGGAGCUGUCUGAGGACCGUCGGAGGGAAAGAGAGCGGGAUGUUUCCCACGCUGGCAGGCUGUCAUGGGACAGGAGUCAGGGCAAGCGGUGGAGCAGAGAGCGAGAGUGGGAUAGAGCCAGAGAAAAGGACCACGACCGGGAGCGUAGCAGAGAAAGAGAUCCGGAACGUAGCCGUGAAAAAGAUCCGGAGCGUAGCCGAGAACGAGACCGAGAACCAGAGCGUAGCCGAGACCGCGAACCGGAGCGUAGCCGAGAGCGAGACCGUGAACCAGAGCGUAGCCGAGAGCGAGAUCGCGAUUCAGAGCGUACCCGAGAGCGAGAUCGCGAUGCGGAGCGGAAUCGAGAGCGAGAACGCGAUUCGGAGCGGAACCGAGAGCGAGAUCGAGAUUCAGAGCGUAGCCGAGAAAAAGACCGCGAUCCGGAGCGUAGCCGAGAAAGAGACCGCAGCAGAGGGAGGGAGGGUGAGAGGCACAGGGAGACGGAGGGAGAGCGACACAGGGAUCAAGACACAGACAAGAGAAGAGACCGGGAGAGAGACAGGGAAAGAGACAGAGCCCGGGAUUCCGACAGGAGGGACUACGACCGCGACAAAGGAAGAAACCGUGACCGUGACCGAGAGCGUGACCGUGACCGUGAUCGAGAAAGAGACAGGAGACGGGACAGAUCCAGAAGCAGGGAACGAGACCGGGACAGAGAUCGUGGGAAAGACCGGGGCAGAGAUCGAGACAGGGAGAGGGAGAGAGAUAGAGACAGGGACAAAGACCGGGAUCGUCGGGACAGGAGCAGAAGCAGAGAAAAGAGAGAAGAGAAAAAGGACAGCAAACAUGAAACAUCCAAGGAGAGUAAUAAAUCUGCAGAAAAUGAGAAGAACUCGUCCUAGUCUCUGUUUUAUGGACACUACAUUACGGUUCUGAGAGACACUUCAAUCUUUCACCGGUUGAAAUCCAGUUAAAUCACUGUAAAUGUAGAUGAGCAGUAUUUCGGUAAAUUUCCACAGUUGUGUUCGUACUAGAAAAAAAAAGUUUGACAAUGUUUGUAUUCUUUUUGUCACUUAAAGGUUUCUUACUUUGUUUUAUCACAUUUGAAAAACAAGAAACUGAAGGCCAUCUAAGUUGCUUGUGUACAAGAUGUAUUAAUAAGGCGACCGAGUCCUAUUACAUGUACCUUUCUCCUAUCCAAGCAGUCUUUUUUUAAGAAAACAAUAAUGUAACUGAGUAACACGCCACUUGCAAUAUGUAAAUAUGAAUGUAUUUGUGUAUAUACUGAUGUUUUUAAUCAUACUUUUCUAAGUAGAGAAAAUAAAAGCCAUAUAUCUGAGAUGGAUAAUGUGAAAGUUAAGGAUACACUGUUUACACACAAAUGUGUGUUUAUAUGUCCAGCAGCAUUAAACUUAGAGGCUGCAACUGUCCACAGUAAUACAUCCCAUCAAUGGCUGUUAUGAAAUGUUCUGAUUUUGUUCCAGCUCAACCAAUUAAACCUGUUUGAUGACA